GGCAACUACAGCAAUAAAAACCAAAAUAAAACAAAAAGAACGUCGCACAGAAGAUUUGUUUUGAGCAAGGUAAAUUUAAUUACAACUUUUCGCGUUGUAUAUCAAAAUAUAGAAAGAAAUGAUUUAUACAACAGUUGGAAAAGACCAAAGCAUUUCUAUUGGUGUCUAUCUUAAACAAUUUGAAUGAAGUGAAAGCAAUUUGUGAAUAAGUCUACCGAGUUUUUAAAAGGUCGAACAACGGAGCAACUUGUAAUUUGUGUUUUCCGACAAAAAGUCAAAGAAUACGAAUGCUACAACAACAAUAAGUAAAUAAAUAUCAUACUUAUUAAACAACAACACUGAAAACAGGAGAACAUCUGAAUAACAUAGUACAAAGCGGCGCAAAACAAGUGAGAUUUUCAAAUAAUGUUUGGUUCGCGCUGGUCACGUUACCAGUACGGUGUGGACGACUUGCGACGUACUAAUGCCACAGCAUUAAUUCUGGAACGUCAAUAUGGAGAUAUGGAUCGAUAUGUGCAACGGCGCUUACAAGUAUCAUCCGCUUACAUUGAUCGUCUCGAACAGGAGACAAUAUUACGUGGUCAUCACGGUUGUGUAAAUUGUCUUGAAUGGAGCAGUAAUGGACGCAUAUUAGCGUCUGGAUCUGAUGAUUUUUGCGUCAUGCUUUGGGAUCCAUUUCGUAAGCGUUGCCUACGUAGUAUAACUACCAAACAUUCCGGCAACAUAUUCUCUGUAAAGUUUUUACCGCGACAUAAUGAUGCACUCAUUGCCACUGCAGCGGCCGAUAGAUCCAUUUACGUAUUCGAUGUGAAUCGUCCAAAUGAUGCUAUACUUAGCUGUACUUGUCAUGUGGGGCGUGUCAAGCGGUUAGCCACAGCACCAGAUUCACCUUUUGUAUUUUGGUCAGCAGGUGAGGAGGGUUCAAUUUUGCAGCUUGACACGCGGGAACAACAUCGUUGCAACACUGAAGGAAAUCGUGUGCGUUUGAUAAAUCUUGAUACACAUGUAAACACACAUGCUGAAGCAAAAUGUCUGGCAAUUAAUCCACGACGUACAGAACUUUUAGCAGUUGGUACGAAUGAUCCAUAUGCACGCUUAUAUGAUAGGCGUAUGCUUCAUCUUGUUUCAUCGCUGGUUGGUGGAGGCAGUAAUCUACUUGUAAACGGUGCAGAUGACGGCAGUGGCGUAAUACCUAAAGAUUGUGUCACAUAUUAUUGUCCUGGACAUAUAAGUAAAGAUAAUUCUAAACUUAUCGAGCACGACUCUCGUGCAAUUACGUACCUUACUUUCAAUGCGACCGGCACAGAGUUGCUGGUAAAUAUGGGUGGUGAGCAUAUAUAUCUAUACGACUUGAUGAAUGCCGAACAACCAGUGUUUUUAAACUUACCGGAAUACAAACCGCCACCAAGAACUUCAGAGUCCGAUAUAGAAAUGGCAGUUAUGCAAGCAAGUUAUAAUUCCUCUUCUCCUAAUGGAAGUGCUGCCGUAAAUCAAGCUAUUGAUGAAAAUAACGUCUCAACACAAAGUGCAAUUAGUCCCGUCGAUGCCCCACAAACUACUAAUCGACGAAAAUUGCCCGAAUACAUUGAACGCUAUAAGAAAAUGGGAAACGAUUUUCUUGAAAACGAAAAAUACUUACGAGCAGUUGAAAAAUAUUCGGAAGCCAUUGAAAUGGCGCCCAACUGCCCUGUGUUAUAUCUGAAUCGAGCCACUGCUUAUAUGCGACGACUUUGGUUCGGUGAUGUAUAUGCAGCAUUGCGGGAUUGCCACCAGGCAUUGCGACUUGAUCCUGCCUACAUUAAGGCACACUUUCGUUUAGCACGCGCGCUGCUCGUGCUUGGCAGACCGCAGGAGGCAGACGAGUGCCUUAAAGAGCUAAUUGCUCGCUUUCCCAGCUAUGCGAAUAAUCAUGGUAUCAUGAUGCUACGUAAGGACAUCAAAGAAAAUCGCCAAAUGUCACAAUCACAACAACAGCAACAACAACAACAACAGCAGCAACAUGGCAGUGAACAACAACCCUAUAACUGUUUAGAACUGUCCGAUGCUGAAUAUCAAUGGCGCAGCAAAGCAAAAGACUACAGUAAACGUUACGUGGGUCAUUGCAAUACAACAACAGACAUCAAAGAAGCCAACUAUUUCGGCAGCGAUGGUGAUUUUAUUGUUGCUGGUUCAGAUAAUGAGAGUUUCUUCAUUUGGGAGCGCAACACAGGCAAAAUACGUGCAAUCUACAAGGCAGACGUUUCGAUUGUCAAUUGUGUGCAACCGCAUCCGGAAAUUUGUUUGUUAGCGACGAGCGGCAUUGAUCACGACAUAAAAAUAUGGUCACCAAUAGCACCGUCUGCUGAUGAAAGACCGAAUUUGGUUGAAUAUGUCGACAAGACGGUGGAGGAUAACCAACAAAAGAUGAAAAUGGAUCCGUUUAAUAUGAACUCAGGCAUGAAUGCUUUCUGCCUUAAUGGAUAAUGCGUGGUAAUUAUGAUAAACAUAUAGUGCUUGCUAAUUUUAAUGGGACCGCUCAACUAAAUUGUCUAUCUAACAGGCGAAACAAAAUAAAUUUAGGAAAUAAUCAGAAAAAAGGAAUGAAUAAAAUUGCUAGCGGUAAAUGUGGACUAGAUUUUGUUUUGUGGACGACAAUUUAGAAGUAUCUACAUUAAAGAAGAAUUUUCGAAAAAAAUUCUUCAUUUUCUUUUCUUGUUGUUUAUGUAUACCUAUUUUAAUAAUUAUAAAGCUUUAAAUUGCACUGUUUUUUUGCCAUGUUAUUUGGAUUUAUUUUAUAUUAUAUAUAUAUUUUUUAUUUUUAAAUCGGCAGCUAUGCAAUAAAUAUGCCACUAUUUUUUGAAGACUAUGUCCACUUUGUCGUCCACAAAUGUCAUAGAGUUAAUAAUAUUAAAUAUACAAUAAUUUAGAAAUAUAUACAUAAUUAUAUUUAGAAAGCGAUGGUACUUCUUCGUCGAAUCGAUAACGCUUGGACAUUUCAUGUAAAGAAACUGAAAUAAGGUUAUGUUAUUAUAUCUAAGUUUAAAUUAACGUAAAAAGAAUUUAAAUACAUUGUUACUUUUUUAAAAUAAAACUAUUCGAAAUAUAGAACACGAAAAUAUUGAUAAUUAUAAAAACCAAAGCCGUUCUCGAUUCGACGUAGACAUACAUUUUAAGAAGGGCCAUCUAAAUUUAAGCACGUAGCAGUAGAGUAAGCGUUACGCUGAAUUUCACUAAUCAAAUUAGGAAGAACAUAAGAAUCAAAAUAAUGUCGAAUGUAUGGAAGAGUUGGAGGUAAUUACUUUAGGUACGCUGACGCACCAAUCAAAUCAAAAUUUUAAUAGAGCGCAUAAAAGUGGGUACAAACUGAUAUCAAAAACAAUAUACACAUAGAAAUACUUGUAAUUAACAGAAGUAAAUGCCUCAAAAAAGCGCGACUAGACAAAAACACUACAGGAAGCUUCGAAUACAAUAUGAUAUAUGGCAGUAAACUAGAAUCAUCUUGUAUAUGUAAUGACUGUUUGAUGAGUUAAAUAACAUUAUAUUUUUGUUUCAGUUUGCACAGAAAUUUUUAAGUGAAUAUAAUUCAUCUGUUUAUGUCUACCUAAACAGCUGCAACAGUUAUGUAUUGUUCAGACUGCAAAUGUGAGAGAAACGUAAAAAUGAUACAAAAAUCACACUGUAUAAUCCUUAUUAAAACGAGUUAUUAAUGUGAAUACUUAUUUACUGGUUUUCAUUAAAAAGUUAUUUUCGAUGUAAAA
Messenger RNA from Bactrocera dorsalis (oriental fruit fly), 3737 nucleotides. RefSeq names its product WD and tetratricopeptide repeats protein 1 (gene adp). Gene Ontology annotation, biological process: negative regulation of fatty acid biosynthetic process. Gene Ontology annotation, molecular function: protein binding. Gene Ontology annotation, cellular component: Cul4-RING E3 ubiquitin ligase complex; cytoplasm. NCBI's taxonomy places the organism in Eukaryota, Metazoa, Arthropoda, Insecta, Diptera, Tephritidae. The transcript is spliced from 3 exons. The record is from RefSeq and is a predicted model, not a curated record. The coding region runs from base 406 to 2463 and encodes 685 amino acids.